Messenger RNA from Dictyostelium purpureum, 702 nucleotides. RefSeq lists its product as uncharacterized. NCBI's taxonomy places the organism in Eukaryota, Evosea, Eumycetozoa, Dictyosteliales, Dictyosteliaceae. The record is from RefSeq and is a predicted model, not a curated record. The annotation marks the transcript as partial. Gene Ontology annotation, cellular component: eukaryotic translation initiation factor 4F complex. The transcript is spliced from 2 exons. Gene Ontology annotation, molecular function: translation initiation factor activity; protein binding; mRNA binding.
CAAGAACUUUUAAAGAAAUUCAAAUUCAAUCUCAACAGAAUUACUAUGGAUACCUACAGUUCAUUAAUUAAAAAUAUCGAAGAACUCAAAGUCCCAGACGAAGAAGCCCUCAAAUCAAUCUCCAAGAUUCUCUUUGAAAAAGCUAUUGUCGAUCAAAAAUAUAGUGCUGUUUAUGCUAUUCUCUCAGGUCAUUUAGAUAAUUCAUACCCUAAAUUUGGUGAAAUUUCAUUAAAACGUGCUAUUCUCGAAAAUUGUCAAAAUGAAUUCGAUUCUGCCGCUUUUGAUAAAUCUAAAUUCGAAGGUUUAUCCAAAGAAGAUUUAGAAGAACAAGAGUUUUUAUUCAAGAGAAGAGUAUUAGGUAAUAUUAAAUUCAUUGGUGAAUUAUAUAAACACAAUGUUUUAGGAUUAAAAAUCACACUUAAAAUUACAGAACAAUUAGUUAAUAAAUGUGAAGAAAGAUUAGAUGAAGAAUCAAUUGAACCAUUAGUUAAAUUAUUAACUACAAUUGGCAAGAGAUUAGAUGAAGUAGAUAAAGCCAAUGCCGAUUUAUACUUUGGCAAAAUACAAGCAGUUUCAGAAAGUGAUAAAGUUACAAGUAGAGGUCGUUUCAUUUUAUUAGAUUUAUUAGAUUUAAGAGCUAGCAAAUGGCAACCAAAGAAUAUUAACCAAACUAAAUCAAAGAAAGAAGAAACUGAAAAAGAA